GCUUCGUGGCUCAUUGAAUUGAUUAGCUAACGUUUAUUUGUCGAUAGCGUUAAACUGCAAAAGGGGAAAAUGUCGUGUUUAUUGGCCGCGCUUGUGGCUGCAGCGCUCUUCAGUUCGGGGGCUUUGGGGAAAACUCUAACGGGACUUUUUAAGAGCGAAGUGGCGAGACAGCAGAAUGGCCAGUUCAUCACUAAAUUCAUGUACCAAGGCGAUAAUGGUUUGUUGGUGUGCCGGCUGGACAACUCUGCCCUGGCUAUAGAGAAGGAGUCCAGACUGCUGCUGUAUCAGGAUAUGGACUCAGACCUGGACAACCUCAGCUGCACUGAGAGGCUUGCCAGAGCCCACUUCACCAUUUCUCUCAAUCAAGAGGAACACAACCAGACGAUCCCUCGCCAGUCCUCCCCUACACCCUGGCAGGCCCUGUAUGCUGACAGAUAUACAUGUCAGGAAAGUGCAGCGAUUCCUUCUCAUGCUGAUCUCACUUUUACCGUCUUGCUGUUCAACGCCGACUCAGCUGGGAAUCCUCUGGAGCACUUCAGUGCCGAGGAGGCAGGUCAGACAUCCCGAAUACUCCCAUCCCCACAGCGGAUUAGGCUGUCAGUGUAA
Molecule: messenger RNA, 606 nt
Organism: Xiphias gladius (swordfish)
Lineage: Eukaryota; Metazoa; Chordata; Actinopteri; Istiophoriformes; Xiphiidae
Product: integral membrane protein GPR180-like
Exons: 4
Coding region: 70-606 (178 amino acids)
Source: RefSeq, a predicted model, not a curated record